CGACUCUGUAGCCUUGUCUCUCGCUGCAAAGUGCAAAUAACCCGUAAAGCUCACCUCACCGAGUCUCUAAAAUUUUUCCAGCUUCACCUAAGAAUGUAGCAUAAAGACACACUUCCAUUUACUUGAAACCUCCAUGGCCGGCCAUUGUCUCCUUCCUUAUUCUUCUUCCUCUUUAGUAUACCGAACCCCAAAACCCCCAAAACCUUUCCGUUAUUACUCCUCAAUUUCAUCCCAACUUCACUCCCCGUCUCGUGAUGACAACGACGGCGACAAUGAUAAUUGCAGCAAAACCAAGAAACAUUCCCGACUCAACUUAUCCAACCUCUCCAUUACCCUCACCAUCAUCUCCGGCUCUCUCCCCCAGCCCGCUCUCGCCGCAGCUGCCGCUGUCAAAAAGCGGUCGUCCAAGAAAACGACGCCGAAACUUCCCGAAGCCCUAACCCCGGAAGAGCUCAAAUCUUGGGUACAGGGACUCCCAAUUGUAUCAGACCGCAUUCCGUACACGCAACUGUUGGAAUUGAAGAAAGAGGGAAAGCUCAAGCAUGUAGUUAAGCAGGGUAGUGGUCGUGGUUUGCGGCAGCGUACGGAACCGGUGCUGGUUGUUCUCGAUGACUCUAGGGUUUUAAGGACGGUUUUGCCGUCCUUGGAUGCCAACAGGAGGUUCUGGCAGUCCUGGGAUGAAUUGAACAUUGACUCCCUCUGUGUCAACGCGUAUACGCCUCCACUCAAGGGGCCGGAUGUGCCGGCACCGUAUUUGGGCUUCCUUGGGAAUGUGCCGGCAUUUAUGCUGAGGUUGGCGAGUCCGAAGAAAGAGUCGAAGAGAGCAUUAGAGUUUAGAAGAAUUAGGGAGGAGUUGAAAAGGGAAAAGAUGGAAGGGUUAGAGAGGAUGAGAAAGGACAGGGAGGCGAUGGAUAAGGCGAUAAGGGUGCAGAGGAAAGAGGAGGAGAGGAGGAGGAAGAUGGAGCUGAGGAAGAAGGAGCACGAGGAGUCCUUGCAAGCGGCAAGGAGGAAUUACUUGCAGAUGGGCAAUAUGUGGGCGGAUUUAGCACAGGAUCCUAAUGUGGCCGGUGCGCUUGGGUUGGUGUUCUUUGUGAUAUUUUACAGGACGGUGGUACUUAGUUAUAGGAAGCAGAAGAAGGAUUACGAGGAUAGGAUAAAGAUUGAGAAGGCGGAGGCAGAGGAGAGGAAGAAGAUGAGGGAGUUGGAGAGGGAGAUGGAGGGAAUUGAGGGUGAGGAUGAUGAGGAGAGUGAGCAAGGGAGAGGUGAGCAAAAUCCUUAUUUGAAGAUGGCUAUGCAGUUCAUGAAGUCGGGGGCUCGUGUUAGACGAGCACAUAAUAAGAGGUUGCCACAGUAUUUAGAGAGAGGUGUGGACGUCAAGUUUUCAGAUGUUGCAGGGCUCGGCAAAAUACGUCUUGAGCUUGAGGAAAUUGUGAAGUUUUUCACGCAUGGAGAAAUGUAUAGGAGGAGAGGAGUGAAAAUACCAGGUGGUAUACUUCUUUGUGGCCCCCCUGGUGUGGGGAAGACUUUACUGGCAAAAGCUGUGGCUGGGGAGGCAGGCGUAAACUUCUUCUCAAUUUCUGCCUCUCAGUUUGUGGAAAUAUAUGUUGGGGUUGGUGCUUCUCGUGUCAGAGCACUGUACCAAGAAGCAAAGGAAAAUGCUCCAUCUGUUGUCUUCAUCGAUGAGCUGGAUGCGGUAGGAAGGGAGCGUGGUCUGAUUAAGGGUUCUGGUGGACAAGAACGUGAUGCUACUCUUAAUCAGCUCCUUGUCUGCUUGGAUGGAUUUGAAGGAAGAGGGGAAGUGAUCACCAUUGCUUCCACGAAUAGACCAGAUAUUCUAGAUCCAGCACUUGUAAGACCUGGGCGGUUUGAUCGGAAAAUAUAUAUCCCCAAGCCUGGCCUUAUUGGUCGUAUUGAAAUUUUGAAGGUUCAUGCUCGUAAGAAACCUAUGGCUCAAGAUGUGGACUAUAUGGCUGUCGCUAGUAUGACUGAUGGCAUGGUUGGGGCAGAGCUUGCCAACAUAGUUGAGGUUGCUGCUAUCAAUAUGAUACGGGAUGGAAGAACGGAGAUCACUACUGAUGACUUGUUACAAGCUGCACAAAUAGAAGAAAGGGGAAUGUUAGAUAGAAAGGAGAGAAGCCCAGAGACAUGGAAGCAAGUAGCAAUUAAUGAAGCAGCAAUGGCUGUUGUGGCUGUGAACUUUCCUGAUCUUAAGAAUAUUGAGUUUGUCACUAUUGCUCCUAGAGCUGGUAGGGAAUUGGGUUAUGUUCGAAUGAAAAUGGAUCCUAUUAAAUUUAAUGAAGGAAUGCUUACCCGGCAAUCCCUCCUGGACCAUAUCACUGUUCAACUAGCACCACGUGCAGCUGAUGAGAUUUGGUAUGGUGGGGGUCAGUUGAGUACAAUAUGGGCCGAAACGGCAGAUAAUGCUAGGUCAGAAGCACGGACUCUUGUUCUUGGUGGCCUCUCUGAGAAACAUCAUGGAUUAUCAGAUUUCUGGGUGGCUGAUCGAAUUAAUGAAAUUGAUUUGGAGGCAUUGCGGAUUGUCAACUUGUGUUAUGAACGUGCAAAAGAGAUUCUGCAGCAAAACCGAAAGCUUAUGGAUGCUGUGGUUAAUGAACUUGUUGAAAAGAAAAGUCUGACCAAACAAGAAUUUUUACGCCUAGUUGAGUUGCAUGGUUCCCUCCAACCAAUGCCAGCAAGCAUACUUGACAUCCGGACGGCAAAAGGAUUGAAGUUCCAGGAAAUGAUGAUGAACCAAAAGAAAGCAGCUAUACGAAGCGAUUAGUGAGCAAGGUGUGCCCAGAAAAUUAUCUGUUAGAUCUUUGAUCUUGGAGUGGCGCAUGAGCGCCAGGUUGGUGGUUGGUGGUUGCUGGAUUGAGCAGUCAUUAAUGCACAAUUUAUCUGUUGGAGGCGUUUCCUAUGGUCAUUGUCUUCAAUGGUUUCUUGUUUUUAUUUUAGCCCUACUGAUCAGAUAGCGGGAGCCUAUCCAUUGAUCAUAUACCAGUACAGCAGGCAUGCCAAGAAUAAAUCUGAGAAAAUUUUGACACCACACAAAUUUAUCCUUCAAUCCUGUUCUUAAUCGAUAUCCAAUGUUUGCCGAGGAGCUAUGUAAUGAAUUAUUGUGCAUCUGAAUCUAUAUGAUGCACUCGGCUACUUGAACAGAAUGGCUAGAGCUUUGAGGCACAUCAUUUUGUCCCUUCAUUUGCGCUUGGAAGAGAUUUCUGCAAUAUAUAUAUAUAUAUGUUCUAAUGUUUUG
Molecule: messenger RNA, 3253 nt
Organism: Juglans regia (Persian walnut)
Lineage: Eukaryota; Viridiplantae; Streptophyta; Magnoliopsida; Fagales; Juglandaceae
Product: probable inactive ATP-dependent zinc metalloprotease FTSHI 2, chloroplastic
Exons: 11
Coding region: 134-2782 (882 amino acids)
Biological process (GO): proteolysis
Cellular component (GO): chloroplast thylakoid
Molecular function (GO): metalloendopeptidase activity; ATP hydrolysis activity; ATP binding
Source: RefSeq, a predicted model, not a curated record